Messenger RNA from Choloepus didactylus (southern two-toed sloth), 1071 nucleotides. RefSeq names its product melanoma-associated antigen B10-like. Lineage: Eukaryota; Metazoa; Chordata; Mammalia; Pilosa; Megalonychidae. Gene Ontology annotation, cellular component: nucleus. The record is from RefSeq and is a predicted model, not a curated record. Gene Ontology annotation, biological process: negative regulation of transcription by RNA polymerase II. The transcript has a single exon. The coding region runs from base 1 to 1071 and encodes 356 amino acids.
AUGCCUCGGGGUCAGAAGAGUAAGCUCCGUGCCCGUGAGAAACGCCGCCAGGCACAUGCAGGGAACCAGAAUCUGGUGGGUGCUCAGGCCACUGCAGCAAGUCAAGAAUUGCAGUCUUCAUGCUCUCGUCAUUUCAAAGAUGUCCACCAGGGCUCACGUGCUGCAGGGACACCCAACACUCAACCUGGGCCUCAGAGAGCCCCAUCCACCAGCACGCCUGCUGUAGCUAUUUCAUAUUCAAGAUCUAAUGAAGGUGCCAACAACCAAGAGGAGGAAAUUCUAAGCUCCUCACAGGCCCAGGCAGUCAUUGCGCAAUUACACAGAGAUCCUCUAUAUAGAAAGGUGGUUCUGAUGGUGUAUUACCUGCUGUACAAGUAUCAGAUGAAAGAGCCCAUUACAAAGGGAGAGAUGCUGAGAAAUGUAAUCCAAAUGUACAGGAAUCACUUUCCUGAGAUCCUGAGGAGAGCCUCUGAGCACCUGGAGCUCAUCUUUGGCCUUGAUGUAAAGGAAGUUGACCCCCACAGGCACACCUACAUCCUUGUCAACAAACUGGAAUUAAGCGACAAUGAGAGGCUGAGUGAUGACAGCGGCUUUCCCAAGACCGGCUUUCUGAUGAACAGCCUGGGCCUGAUCUUCAUGAAGGGCAACAGCGCCACCGGGCAGCAAAUUUGGGAAAUGUUGAAUAUGAUGGGGGUAUAUGCUGGCUGGAGGCACUUUAUCUAUGGGGAGCCCAGGAAGCUCAUCCUAGAUUUGGUGCAGGAAGAGUACCUGGAGUACCGGCAAGUGCCCAACAGCGACCCUCCAUGCUACGAAUUCCUCUGGGGUCCAAGAGCUCACGCCGAAACCAGCAAGAUGAAAGUAUUAGAGUUUUGGGCCAAGGUCUAUAAUUCCGUACCCAGUGCCUUCCCGGCCUGGUAUGAAGAAGCUGUGAGAGAUGAGGAAGAGAGAGCCAGAGCCAGAGCUGCAGCCAGGGCUCGCAUCAGUGCCAUGGCCAGUGCACGUUCCAGGGCCAUGUCCAGCAGCUCCUCCUGCCCUGAGUGUAUUGAGCAAGAAUCUUCACGUAGUGUUUGA